Plodia interpunctella (Indianmeal moth) is the source of this 2131-nucleotide messenger RNA. RefSeq lists its product as uncharacterized. The coding region runs from base 218 to 778 and encodes 186 amino acids. Gene Ontology annotation, molecular function: protein binding. The record is from RefSeq and is a predicted model, not a curated record. Lineage: Eukaryota; Metazoa; Arthropoda; Insecta; Lepidoptera; Pyralidae. The transcript is spliced from 5 exons.
CAUUAUAUACUGUCAAAAAUAAUUUGACGUUGAGGUUUACGUCCAACCAGCUGUUUUUCAAGCUUUUUCAAGAAUUAAAUUAACGAGCAAGCAAGAUAAAUUUCUUUCGAGAUAUUCCAUAUUUCAUAAAUUGAAAUGGAUCUAUCUACGUUUUGAUAAUAUAAAUUUGUAAACUGCUGCAACCAUUUAUUUUGUGGAAAGUCAUAUUACUGUUAAGAUGUCAGAUGACGCUGAGCAGCAGGCUGAGGAGAUUGAGGUGCUGAAGUCCAUCUACGAAGGAGAUGACAACUUCAAGCAGUUAGAUGCCAAAACUUAUCAAUAUAAGUAUGCAGAUGGAGACAAAUCUUUCAUACUAGAAAUUUCGUGGGGGCCCACAUACCCUACAGAGAAACCUACAUUUAAUUUAGACAUAUUCUACAAUCAACAUUUAUUGCAAGCUGUUAAAGAGAAAAUCCUAUCAGUAGUCACAGACGAAGCAGAGCAAUGGUUGGGCUGUGCAAUGACAUACACACUGUUUGAAGCGCUCAAGGAGAAGGUUUCGGAGAUACUUGCCGAACAAACAGAGGAAGCUGUCGUUGUUGCCAAAGUUGACAAAAUAGUCAUCGAUGACCAGAACGAAUCAAAGAAACCGGAGAAGAAGGAGCAACUGACGAAGGCGCAGAAGCGGCGAGCGUGGGACAAGGCGGAGCUGGGCCGCGGGGGGGAGAAGCCCCGCGGCUGGGACUGGGUGGACAUCGUCAAACAUCUAUCGCAAGUGCCCCACCAGCCCGCCUCAUGACAUUGAACGAUUUGUUAUUGUUAGUACCACAUCAUUUUUGCAUUCUAAGGAGACUGUUAGGCCCCGACUCCAUUCUUUAUUUUCGAUUGUGUUAACAGAAAUUGGUGUGAAAUUAAUAUCUGACACCAGUGCUAGAUGCCUUUAGGAGACUGGAAUAAUUUCAAGUCCCCUAAAGGCAUCAAUCAAGGUGGCAAGUAAUUGCAUGCACGCUAGUGAGUUUAAAUUGUCAACCAGUACCCUAUGUACCUCACGAUGUUUUGCGUGCCGCUGCGUUGAUUUCCAUUUGGGUUCCAUUAUGUUUUGGACAUUGACGUGCGUCGAUGUACGUUGAAUUUCCAUACAAUUUCUGCGUUGUCGACGGACGACAAAUGGGAGGACGACGAAGCAAUCUGGUCUGGCCCUAAGAUAUUGUGUUUUUUAUCUAAAUCAAACUGCAUGAUCUGUAUUCUACAUAAUCACCUGCAAAUUUCAAAUACAAAAUUCUUUAAGGUACGGAUACACUAGGCAACAUUUGCCACGCAACAUAUCACUCUAUGUCACGCAUUACCAUUGACUCGAGUGAAAUAGCACAUAGUUGAUCUCACUCAUGCAAAUUGUAAUGAAAAGGUAAGAAGGAUAUAUUGCGCGUCAAAUGUUCCCUAGUGUAUUCGUGAUUUUAUUCAACUUAGGUUGAUAUACGUCAUUUAUUCAAGCCGUCGAAAAAGCGCAGUCAUUUCUGAACACGUAUGAACUUGAUACGAGUACGUAUGAGAGAUUUAGGUUUUCUAAAUUUUGUUUACACACUUUAGGGGCCUCUAUAGCCCUAAGGCUCCGUAUCAUUGAGAGCUUCAUUAUGCUCAAUCUAGAGAUCAGAAGAAAUGUCAUGGCAUGCUUUCCACUUUGACCUACUCGAACGACGUCCGCUUCUAAAAAUAUCCCCUUACUAUUACUCAAAACUUUUUUUCGCAAAAGACCACUUUUCCACACUCUCACAAAAUGACGCUUUCUCAAUAUAGCGAAUAAAAGUUCACGAGAAAUGUACAGUCUUACUACUGUACAUCAAGUCUUGGAACUUGAUGGUGAUAAUGAUUCUAAAAUAUUUUAUUUUUGAGUAGUUGACGUUUCGCAUAGAAGUCCACUUUGUUUCAACGCCUGAUGGCAAUAAGCUGUGUUAAAAUGCAAUAUUUUUGUGUUCAUAGUGUUCUCAAUCUGCCAUAGUCUGAUAUUUACAAUUUUUAUACAUUUUUAUCGUAGUGUUUCGGCUGGGAAUGUAUGUUGGUUUGUUCUUAAGUUAGUACUUUUAUGUGUAAAAUAUAAAUAGUAUUAUGCAAUGUUCUAAAUUGUCUAUUUAAUAUAUGUAUUUAUUAGUCACAA